CCAAGAUGCUCGUCCAAAUCGUCUCUCUCCUUGCCGCGGCGUCCAUCGCCAGCGCCCAGUCAAGCGUCACGCCCGCCCCAGCAGUAGCCAGCAACCCUGCCGGCGCGAGCUAUGUAGGCGUGCUCCCCGAGAAAGCCGGCAGCAACCUUCGUGGCUCCAUCUCAGCAGUAUCAGCCGCCGACGGCAAAGGCGUCAAGUUCUCCGUCUCCUUCUCUGGCCUCCCUGCCGAGGGCGGACCCUUCAUGUACCACAUCCACGAGAAGCCCGUGCCUGCCAACGGCAACUGCACGGGUACGGGUGCCCACUUGGAUCCGUACAAGCGCGGCGAGGUGCCCAUUUGCGAUGCGAGUAAGCCUGAGACGUGCCAGACGGGUGAUUUGAGCGGCAAGUAUGGAAAUAUCACUGCUGGAGAGUGGAGUCAAGAAUACGUAGACCCCUACUCAGCCACCCGCGCCGACGACCCCGCCUUCUUCGGCAACCUUUCCUUCGUCGUCCACCUGUCUAACAAGACACGCAUCGGGUGCGCAAACUUCACUGUAGGCGACGGAUACAAGCCCGCCCCUUCGUCUAGCGGUGCCCCCAAGCCAUCCCACAACGCAUCUACGCCCGCUCCUACGGGUAGCGCCCCGGUUCCAUCUGCGUCGUCUUCGACACCUGCUGAGUUCCCUGGCGCUGCUGCCAAGGUCGUUGCUGGCCCGGCUGCGUUGUUCGCUCUCGUGGCGGCUCUUGUGCUCUAGAAGAUAGAACUGGAUUGGUAAUGUGGUGUGGAGGUCCUUGAAUGAGUAGUGAGGACGAGGUGCAUAUUGGCGUUGUGUGUGUAAUGGCUAUUUGAUACCACAUGAGCAUUACUUUUGGCUCCAUGUUUGCCUUGCAC
This is a messenger RNA of Cucurbitaria berberidis CBS 394.84, 874 nucleotides long. RefSeq names its product Cu,Zn superoxide dismutase-like protein. Lineage: Eukaryota; Fungi; Ascomycota; Dothideomycetes; Pleosporales; Cucurbitariaceae. Gene Ontology annotation, biological process: removal of superoxide radicals. The record is from RefSeq and is a predicted model, not a curated record. Bases 6 to 737 code for a protein of 243 amino acids. Gene Ontology annotation, molecular function: superoxide dismutase activity; copper ion binding. The transcript is spliced from 2 exons. Gene Ontology annotation, cellular component: extracellular region.